Odontomachus brunneus is the source of this 1097-nucleotide messenger RNA. RefSeq lists its product as uncharacterized. The transcript has 3 exons. The coding region runs from base 214 to 576 and encodes 120 amino acids. The record is from RefSeq and is a predicted model, not a curated record. NCBI's taxonomy places the organism in Eukaryota, Metazoa, Arthropoda, Insecta, Hymenoptera, Formicidae.
AACAACAAAAAAUUUUAGAACAAUGUACAUUAAUAAAAAUGUACGUAAGAAGUAUUGAUAGCCGAUUGAAACGUAUAGAGGAUGGAAGAGUAAAAAAUAAUAAUAAUGUCUACGAAGAAAUGCAAAUAAUACAAAACAUUUCCUUUAAAGACAACUGAUGAAAUUACUCAUUUUGAUCAGAACUUAGAUGAUAAAAACGUUACAAACACAUUUAUGAUGUAUGUCAAACGUAUUGGUGGUACCAAUGGAACGGACAAUGUAAAAGCAAUUUUAAAAAGGAUUUUUACCAACAAACUUGGUACACAAUGCAGUUGGUUGGGUCAACGAAAUAAUUUUAAAAUAUGUGAUCUCUCACUAAUAACAGUAAUUAAAGAUGUAGUAUUGUCAGUACAUGGAAAUUUUCAAGAAAUGUCUUUUAAUAAGGCUGUGAGUGAAUGGUUCCGACUAAGCAAAUUACGAUAUCAAAGAGAACAAAAACAUGGACAUCAUCUAGAAGCAAAUGCAGAUAAUGUUUCUAAAGAAAAUAUAGACAAUCCUCCUGAAGCAAAUGCCGACAAUCCUAUUGAAGGAAAUUAAAAUAAACUCUGUAUUAUAUAUUCAUGUGUGCAUGCAUAUAUGUAUAUAUAAUAACGUAUUUGUACUUUAGUAUUCUUUAUUACAAACAACAUUGUAACGGUUUGAUUUUGAACCAACAGUCUGAUAUUUCAAUAUUUUAAUAACUGCAUCAAUUUUUUUCUUUUUUAAUACAUUACAAUAUUACUUUAAGAUUAAAAUAUUACAAACAUGAAAUUGUUCUUUAGUUUAACUUUCUUAUACUUAAAAUUGUCAUUAUCCUUUUUAUUUUUUAUUAGAAAACGAGAAGAUAUAAAUAUUAUGUUUACGGAUAUGUUAAAGAUAUAAUUACAUUUCUGUUAUAUUAGAAAUCCCAUGACAGUAACAAGAUACACAUGUUUAGUUAAUUAUGGAAUUUUAAUAAUGUUUUGUUUAAGCACAACAUAGAAGCAAGCGUGCAAUAUUGUAUUUUAACUGUAUGUUUUCGAAAUAUAUAUAUAUAUGUACACAUAUAAUGUAAAAAAAACUUAAACCUGUGAAAUACU